UCCAAAGGGAGCUCCUUGAUCCCGGUCACAUACAUCUGAACAGCCAAAACAGUUGCCUCAACAUGAAGCUGGUGAUGGUCCUCAUGCUGGCUGCCCUCCCCCUGUACUGCUACGCAGGUACAGGCUGCCAGUUAGUCCAGGAAGCAGUUAGAAAUACGCUGGAUUCUCAAGUAUCUGUGCCUCAGUUCCUAGACUCUCUUCGAGUGUUCCUUACAGAUACUGCCACUGCAAAUGCCAUGAUUGAAUUUAAACAAUGUUUUCUCAAGCAACCAAAGGAAAUUCUGGAGAAUGUUGGACUCGCAAUAAAUAUGAUUUCUAACAGUGAUCGUUGUCAAGGUUAUUAACUUUCUUCAAGACUUUCAGCUCACAGGACUAAGACUACAGACAGAAUCUGACUACUGAUGGCUAUAAACGACAGCUUUUAUUUCUUAUUUUGUCCUUAAAUCUAUAAACUGCAAGACAACUGUUGAAACCUUAAGUACAUUUUCAUUUCAAUAA
Tupaia belangeri chinensis (Chinese tree shrew) is the source of this 498-nucleotide messenger RNA. RefSeq names its product mammaglobin-B. The coding region runs from base 63 to 344 and encodes 93 amino acids. Gene Ontology annotation, biological process: androgen receptor signaling pathway. NCBI's taxonomy places the organism in Eukaryota, Metazoa, Chordata, Mammalia, Scandentia, Tupaiidae. The record is from RefSeq and is a predicted model, not a curated record. The transcript is spliced from 3 exons.